UCCUGAAGCCUUAAACACCCCACUCUCUAUUCGCCAAUCAGAAAGUAUUUUGCUACUGCAGCGCCAAGUUUGAAAUCAACACCUGCAUUACACAAGAGGAAGAGGCAGCGUCCGAAUUCGCUGCUGUUUCCGGACACCAGUGUUGUUUCCGUUGGUGUGUUGUUGCUUGCGAGUACGGCACCUUUGAUAGUAAUCUACGUGGGUUGGACCUGAUUUCACUAAAACUGACCGCUCCCAUUCGCAGAAGGCAGAGUUUAUGUAUUUUUGCCGAGACGAUGAAGGUGUGACGAGUUGUUAAUUGGCGUGAAUAGCGCAAACAAAUCGUGCUGUGGUUGCACAAUUUUUGCAUGACUGCUGAGAGGCGAUAAUCAACAUGCGCUGACAACCUGAUGAGGAAAUUUUGGAAGGUGUAUUAGAUCUGAUUUUAGAAUCUCAUUUUUUUGCAACUGCAAGAUCUUGGAAAGGAAGGAUGAUCUUAUUUCGAAACAAAAGGUUGUUGAUGCAAUGCUGCCUGUACCUGGCAGGAGUGGGCUGUAUUUUGUACCUUUUCAAGUCUCACGCGUCUAGCAACAGUCACAACAUUGCCCACAGUUUCAAUGUCAACACCCUUCAUUCAAACACAAAGUACUCGGAACUCUGCUUUGAGGAUGGCCUGAAACCCUCGAUUGCCAACCUGGAUGAAAAUCUCCAGUCCUGGUCGCAGGCCAUCGACAGGAAGUGCCAAAUUUUGUAUGGCAAGUACCAAGACUUGUAUUCAGUUAGUGUGCGACGAGGAGCGCUUCACCUGCCUGCAAGGUUCAAGGACAAAGUGCUGAAGUGGAUGGGAGGAGACCACAAACUUGUCUCUAAAGUUUACAACCAGACAGUUUUCCACGUGAGAAAUCUCUACAGCUUGGAGCACACUGUUUACAACCCCCUUAGGGCAAAGCGCCCCUCUUCAGGGUCGUCUGGCAGACUGGACUCGAAAAGCUAUGUCAGCAAGCUCGCAGCAUCGACCAACAAUUCAUGCGAUUUUUGUAACUUUCGUGAGAUGACUGCAGAAGAUGUCUUUGAAAGAAUUGAGGGAAAGCAUUCCGUCAGCGCCGCUAAUGCGUUCAAACUGGACAAGUGGCACGGUCUUAUUCUCACCAAGAAACACAACCCCGUGGACUUGAAUCUAGAAGAGGUCCUUGAUCUUUUCAACACCUCCCUCAAAUGGUUCCACAAAGUCCACUCCAUCGAUUCAAGCGCAAAGUACCCAAAUCUGAUCUGGGACAGCCUGCCGCACGCCGGAGCAUCACAGGUGCAUCCGCACAUCCACACGAUGAUGGAUCCGAAUCAGUAUUACGGCUCGCACCACGUCCAGCAGGAAGCGGCGCGCAGGUACCAUCAGUACACAGGCAACAAGUACUGGGAUGACCUCAUCCAAAUUCACCACGCCCUUGGUCUCACCGUCACACUGAAGUCUGCAGUGGCUGUUGCUCCAUUGACAUCAAAGAAAGACCACGAGCUGUUCAUCCUGUCUGGUGAACCGUCUGUCGACUUUUUCUCCCUAUUGCACCAGGCUGUGCAGACCUACUACCACGACCUGUCCAUCUACUGCUUCAGCGCAGGACUGGCAUUGCCACCCGCUGAGUCGAUGAACCUCCGAAGCCCAGCUGUGGUGCGCAUGGGCACCAGAGGUGACUGCAGCAGCGUGCACAGCGACAUAAGCUCUUUAGAGUUGUACUCGGUGAACAACGUUAAUGUGGAUCCGUAUAGAGUGAUUGGGGCCCUGAGAAAAAGAGUGGUCAACUAUCUGCACAGCACGGACGCUUCAGUCGCACGCAAAAUGGUGGUUUGGCCGUGAUUUCAAAUUUACGUGGCCUUUGUUUAUGAAGCCUAGUCAUCUCGCUCUCAUUUAUAAUAAAUUUACAACGUUACUCAAAACAAA
This is a messenger RNA of Cloeon dipterum, 1912 nucleotides long. RefSeq lists its product as uncharacterized. NCBI's taxonomy places the organism in Eukaryota, Metazoa, Arthropoda, Insecta, Ephemeroptera, Baetidae. Bases 470 to 1828 code for a protein of 452 amino acids. The transcript is spliced from 8 exons. The record is from RefSeq and is a predicted model, not a curated record.